This is a messenger RNA of Cetraspora pellucida, 336 nucleotides long. The record is from the annotation of a GenBank genome assembly. NCBI's taxonomy places the organism in Eukaryota, Fungi, Glomeromycota, Glomeromycetes, Diversisporales, Gigasporaceae.
AUGGAUACUAAUAAUAAUUCUACUGAACAAUUUGACCUCGAAAAAUACUAUUCAAGGAAUAUCGGCACUAUUAAAGAUAAGGAACCUGAAGUGUUUUUAAAGUUGGCUGCAGAUCUUUAUUUUAGACAAUUUAUCUUUAGAUUGUACUACAAAAAUGAUAUUGACAUUGUUAAAGAAGUUUAUUGGUAUUUAACAUUUUCCGAUGCUCAUAAUAUUGGUGGGCUGUGUAAUCUUGGAUGGUUAUACCUUUAUGAAGAAGAAUAUAAUAUUGAAAUUUUGACUGAGCAAGAUAAAGAAAGCAUAUACUGUAAUAAACUUAUUAGCUCUCAUACCUGG